AUCAAACCGGAGCUCGAGAUGAUGCAGCCAUGGGCCGUUGUGGUCCUACUUCUGCCCCUGAUCAACGGAGAUGUGAGUCACCUGCCCAAGGAAUAUAUACCGCCCAGUGCGGAACAGGAACCGACCACACGGUCUGCCGCUGAUGGUCAGGAGGUGCAGAAGGAUCCAUCUGGGUUCUAUCCCUCGACUGGACUGCCCCUGCCGCCGGGGUAUGCCAUUCCCACGGGCAGCAACGUUCCGCCAUCGCCUGUCCAGCCGCCAAACUUCCCUCUGCCCAUCUAUCCACCAUUCUUCGGCUUCGGCGGAGGUUCUGUCGAGCAAGGAGGAGGACCUGGUAUUGGACCAGUGCCUUCGGCCUAUCCCAACGGAGGUGCAUUCCCGGGGGGUCCUCCCAAUGGAGGUGCAUUCCCGGGGGGUCCUACGAAUGCGGCCUUCCAACUGCCACCGGGUGGUCCUUUCGGUCCGCAAGCUGGUAACUUCGCCCAGCCAGGUGGCUUCCCGCAGGUGGGUGGGUUUCCCCCACAAGGAGCUGGCUUCCAGCCACAAGGCAUCCCUGGCAAUGGAUUCCCACCGCAAGGAGCACCCUUCUCACCACAGCCAGGAGUGUUCCCACCACAGGGAGGUGCCUUCGGGCCACAGGGAAUACCGGGCAAUGGUUUCCCAGGAGGUAACUUCCCGCCACAGGGAGGGCCUUUCCCAGGAUCCGCAUAUCCACCGGAGUUCUUGACGAACCAGGGACUUCCCCUCACAAAUCCCCAGGGUCCCUUCCAAGGACCCAGUCCAGCAGGAUUUAAUGUGCCCGCGGGAUUCGGCGGACCUGUGCCCGGCCAGAAUCCCUACCAGCAAUUUGGACCCGGUUUCGGAGGACCCGCUCCGCCGGGCUACUCCGAUGAGCCGGCGAAGGAGCAACCAAAGGACAGUGAGAGGACGGUAGUGCCACCACCAUUGGCCGACGAUCCCAAGAGUGCGGCGGAUACGGUGUACGCAUCCAAUGGCGGCUACGUCUACAAGAGGGCCAAGUGA
Molecule: messenger RNA, 1023 nt
Organism: Drosophila mauritiana
Lineage: Eukaryota; Metazoa; Arthropoda; Insecta; Diptera; Drosophilidae
Product: basic salivary proline-rich protein 2
Exons: 2
Coding region: 19-1023 (334 amino acids)
Source: RefSeq, a predicted model, not a curated record